Messenger RNA from Penicillium cosmopolitanum, 483 nucleotides. RefSeq names its product ribonuclease H-like domain-containing protein. The record is from RefSeq and is a predicted model, not a curated record. Lineage: Eukaryota; Fungi; Ascomycota; Eurotiomycetes; Eurotiales; Aspergillaceae. The transcript has a single exon. Gene Ontology annotation, biological process: DNA replication, removal of RNA primer. Gene Ontology annotation, molecular function: nucleic acid binding; RNA-DNA hybrid ribonuclease activity. The coding region runs from base 1 to 483 and encodes 160 amino acids.
AUGGUCUACAUUAUGGAAAUCUACGCCGAUGGCGGCUGUCGAGGCAAUGGACAACCAACAGCGAUUGGAGCUGCUGCUGCCGUUUUCAAAAGCAAAUAUGGGAAUUACAGGGGCUGGACUAGGCCGCUGCCCUCCGAUCCUACGCCAACAAAUCAGCGUGCCGAAAUCACAGCCAUAAUCGUGGCACUGGAACAAGCCCUGAAGAAGUACGAGGAGCUAGAUGGCCGUCCAUAUCUCCAAGUCAAGAUCUAUUCCGACUCAAAAUAUGCAGUCAAUUGUAUGACAAAAUGGAUUUACAAGUGGACCCGGAAUGGCUGGAUUAACUCUAGGGGAAGAGAGGUUGCAAAUAGAGAUCUUCUGGAGGAGGCCUCUGAUCUUGAUGAGAACUUGAAAGAGGAGGGAGACGUGGAGUAUCUCUGGAUUCCGAGGGAGGAGAAUGAGAUUGCGGAUAGAAUGUGCAAUGAGGAGAUGGACAACCAAUGA